Messenger RNA from Hippopotamus amphibius kiboko, 5981 nucleotides. Its product is annotated as ras-associating and dilute domain-containing protein-like. Gene Ontology annotation, cellular component: microtubule. Gene Ontology annotation, molecular function: GTPase binding. Gene Ontology annotation, biological process: substrate adhesion-dependent cell spreading; neural crest cell migration. The transcript is spliced from 15 exons. The record is from RefSeq and is a predicted model, not a curated record. NCBI's taxonomy places the organism in Eukaryota, Metazoa, Chordata, Mammalia, Artiodactyla, Hippopotamidae. Bases 121 to 2583 code for a protein of 820 amino acids.
GGGGGUGCCUGGAGCCCCCCUCCACCCCGGCUGCGCCGCACGGUCAGCGAGACCAGCCUGAGCUCGGCCGCCGCCCCGCCGGCUGCCGCCCGGGGCCCCGAGGAGCCCGGCCAGGACGCCAUGCGCGGCUCCCUCUACGCGUCGCCGCACCUGCUGCUCCUGCAGGGCUACAGCCAGCAGCACGACAGCCUGGUCUACGUGCUCAACCGGGAGCGGCACACGGUGGGCCAGAGGACCCCCUCCAGCAAGCCCAGCAUCAGCCUCUCGGCCCCCGACAUCCUGCCCCUGCACUGCACCAUCCGCAGGCGCCAGCCCCCGGGCCGAGAGCAGGCGGGGGCACAGCUGGUCCUGGAGCCCAUCCCUGGGGCGCCCGUCUCAGUCAACUUCUCGGAGGCGGGGGGCCGGGCCGUGGUGCUGCGCCACGGGGACCUGCUCUCGCUGGGCCUGUACUACCUGCUGCUGUUCAAGGACCCGACGCAGGCCCAGCCCCUGCCUGCCCAGGCCCUGGCCCGCCUCCAGGCCGCGCCGCAGGGCUGCAGGUUGUGCGGUGCCCUGCUCCGGGCCCGGGGUGCCUCCGCCUCCGCGCCGCCCGCCCUCCCCCGGCCGCGGCCGCUGCGCCUGGAGUUCGAGCCCGACGUGGAGGACGCCCUGCUGCAGCGGAUCCUGACGCUGGUGGAGCCGGGCGGCGAGGACCACCAGCUGACCCCCGCCUUCCUCCUCUGCCUCUGCAUCCAGCACUCAGCCACCCACCUCCCGCCAGGCUCCUUCGGGCAGCUCCUGCUCAAGAUAGCCAAGAUGAUCCGCGAGACGGUCUGGGAGAAAACCAAAGACCUCGCAGAGAAGCAGGCGCACCUCCAGGAGCCCCUCUCCGCGGCCGGCUUCAGCCUGGCGGGCCUGCUUCCGGACCUGCGGCACAUCCUCUUCUGGAUGGCCAACUCGGUGGAGCUCCUGUACUUCAUCCAGCAGAAGUGCCCGCUCUACGUGCAGAGCCUGGAGGAGGAGCUGGACGUCACAGGCUCGAAGGAGUCGCUGUUCUCCUGCACCCUCACGGCCGGCGAGGAGGCCAUGGCGGCGCUGGAGGAGGUCGUCCUGCACGCCUUCCAGCAGUGCGUGUACUACGUGUCCAAGUCCCUGUACGUGUGCCUCCCAGCUCUGCUGGAGUGCCCCCCUUUCCAGUCGGAGCGCCGGGAGAGCUGGUGCCCGGUCCCCCAGCUGCCCGAGGAGCUGCACCGCGUGGUGUGCGUCUACCAGGCCACCCUGGACCUCCUGGGGCAGCUGCAGGUGCACCCCGAGAUCGCCGCCCAGGUGCUGGCCUACCUCCUCUUCUUCUCCGGCACUCUGCUUCUCAACCAGCUCCUGGACAAGGGCCCCUCUCUGAGUUGCUUCCACUGGCCCAGGGGCGUCCAGGCUUGUGCCCGCCUGCAGCAGCUGCUGGAGUGGACGAGGAGCGCCGGCUUCGGGGAGGCUGGAGAGCGCUUCUUCCGGAAGCUCUCCUGCACGCUCCACCUGCUGGCCACGCCCAGGGCCCAGCUCAUCCAGAUGAGCUGGGCGAACCUCCGGGCUGCGUUCCCUGCCCUGAGCUCCGCGCAGCUGCACCGCCUGCUGACGGAGUACCAGCUGGCCUCGGCCGUGGGCCCCAUGAGCGCCUGGGAGCCGGGCGCCCAGGACAGCCCCGCAGCCUUCAAGUCAGAGGAGGUGCUGGAGUCCUAUGAAAACCCGCCGCCCAUCGUUUUGCCAAGCGAGGGCUUCCAGGUGGACCUGGACGCGGACUGCCUGGACGACAGCAUCUACCAGCACCUUCUCUACAUCCGCCACUUCCUGUGGAGCCUGCGGAGCAAGCCCAGCCCCAGCGGCGGGGCCGCCCGGCCAGAGUGCCUCCAGAGCCUGCCCCACGCCAGCCCUGAGGGCCACCCCGAGGCCCGGAGCUGCCCCCCGGCUUCCACGGACCCCGGCAGGGGAGCCCGUGAGCCCGGCCUGGAGCGCCCUCUUCCUUCCGAGGGGGAUCCCCGGGCACAGGGCCCCCCGGGAAGGCCGCCAGGCCGCGUGAGCCCCUCGUGCCUGCUCACACCCCCCGGCACCCCGCUCGGCCUGGAGCCCGCCGUCCCUACCUGGCCAGAAGCCAGCAGCGCCUGCGGGAGUGCGCGCCUGGAAGGCAGGCGGAGUGGGCCGAGCGGCCUGCGGGGUGCAGCUCCGGAAGGAGACCGUGUGGCCCCGGCAGACGAGCCCCCUCCGGCCCCGUCCAGCCGCAGCUCCAGCACAGACGACUUCUGCUACAUGUUCGUGGUGGAGCUGGAGCGAGGCCCCUCAGGGCUGGGCAUGGGCCUGAUCGACGGGAUGCACACGCCCUUGGGCGCCCCAGGGCUCUACAUCCAGACCCUGCUCCCAGGGAGCCCCGCGGCGGCCGACGGGCGGCUGUCGUUGGGAGACCGCAUCCUGGAGGUGAACGGCAGCAGCCUGAUGGGCGUCAGCUAUCUGAGGGCCGUGGAUCUGAUCCGACACGGGGGAAAGAAGAUGCGGUUUCUGGUUGCCAAGUCUGACGUGGAAACAGCCAAGAAGAUCCGGUUCCGCACACCCCCUCCCUAGGUGCCCUGCAGGGACAGCCAAGCACCUGCACCUGCUGCUCCCCAGGUUAUGUCACCUUCUGCCAAGCUGUUCCGUGUGGGUGCGUCACCUACGGGACACUUGCCACCGUCCCUUAGUGUAUAUUUUAUUUAUAUGACAGCUAACACCAAGUUGUGAUGUUUGUUACAGAGCUUUUAUUUGAAGAUUUCAAUGGAAAAGUAUAGAUUCAAUAAACUAUCUUUCAUAUGCUAGACGGUGGUGGGGCGUGGAGUCUGGCCCCCCAGAGGGGCUGCCGGCGGGGGUGGGGGGGGGGUGGCGUUCAGGGAACUGCUCCCCUCCCUACCAGUGCGGGAGAGAUCCUGGGAGGACACGGGGAUGGCGGGAUGGCUCUAACUCACUCCUGGUCUGCCCUCCACCCUGCCCAGAAACAAGGAGCAGCAGGGGACAUGCAGGCAGCGCCCGGCCACCCCGCCGAGGAAAAGGGCCAGAGCCGCCUCCUGCCCGUCAGAGUGGGCUUCGCCGUCGGUGAUGCCACGCGCUGCACAAUCCCAAGGAAAGGGUCUAGAAACCCCCGGAAGGUUAUAAAGUGAGAGUCUAGACCUACUCUGGGUACCCACGCCUCCGCCCCUGGGGCUCGCGCCUCUCCUCAUCCGCUCUGCUCGCUAAAGCCGCGGCUGGGCCCUCGCACAGGCUGCCCGGGCCCUUCACCCUGGCGGGAGGCGCGGCCCUGCCCGAGCGCUGGCCGUGCGGGGCCGUGUGGGUGUCAGGGUGGCAGCGGGCCCGGCCCCUCCAGCAGGCUCAGCCGCGUCCUCCUCGCCGGGCACGGGGCCCGCUGCUAGGCUCUGGGCCGGGGCCCUCCUCUUUGGCAGGAACAGCCGGCUGCGGACACCCCGCUUGGGUGGAGGGGGUCCCGCGGCCGGAGGGUGUGUCCAGGCCCGUCCCAGGCGCUCGGCCUCGUGCGGCUCCGCGCUGCCCCCGCUGAGCGCGGACGAGAACGCGGGAGCCUGGCCUGUGCGCGCUUUCCCGGUCCGGCGUCAGGAUCCCCCCGCCUCGAAGCGGUGCCCAAAGGCUGGAUGACACGUACUUCUUAAAAAGCCACUUAAAAUGGAUGGUUGAGCCCGAAAGAAAUCCGUAGAGCCCGGAUGGAAAGGAGGGCCCCGCGGGGAGGGGCGGGCGCGCUGCAGCCCGCGGCGGCUCUCCGGCCGGCGUGUUCGCCUCCGUGUUUCGGGCGCGGAGGGGAGCGCAGCGGGACCGCGCGUCCCUGGCCAGGUGGGCGCCCCUGCGCGCCGUCCUCCUGGCGCAGCCCGGCCGGGUCCUCGCCGCCGCCUCCGAGGCCCGGCGCGCGCGGGCAUGCGGGCGGCUCGGCGGCCGCCGGGCCUUGACCGCCAUGGACGUCUCCCUGCGAGGACGGCGGGAAGGGGACGUGUCGAGAGCGGCCUUGGCUGCGAAGCAGGGCAACAGCCCUUAUACACCUGCGGGACCCAAACUUGCAGCGUCUGAAUGGCCUGGCAGCGCCGCAACCUGAGCGCUCACUGGCACCCAGAGAAAUGGACAAGAGGGUUUUCUGCAGCCUAUGCACUUACGACCUUGAACAGAAGACAAGUGGGGAGUUCUGAGUGGGUCUCCUCACGUGUCCCCUGGCAAGAGCGCUGGGCUGAGCAUGUCGCAUGCUGGGUGUGAUGCUAGCGUCUAAAGAUAACCAGAGGAGAACAAGAUGGCAGAGGAGGAGGACACGGAGCUCACCUCCCACCACGAACACCCCAGAAAUACGUCUAUGUGGGGAGCAAUUUCCACUGAAAACAAACUGGAGACUGGCAGAAAGACUGCUGUGUAGCCAAGGCUGUGAGAAAGACCCAUGUGGACUUGGGGAGGAGGAGAAAUCUGUUGGGACUUGUGCCCCCGUGAGGGGACUCAGAAGAGGAGGGGGAGUACAGGGGCCUGGAGUUCCUCCCUGGGGAGUGAGUGGUUCAAACCACAUACUGGGGCAUCCCAGCCUUGGGGAUGAGUCCCCUUGGCUGGUGUGAAAACCAGUGGGACUAACAGCAGGGCUGUAAGAAUGUGGACUCCACUCGUGAAGAGCGGGCACAGGCUUGCUUACUCCCGAAAUAAGGCAGAGGAAGCAGACUGAAACUGCCCGGGGCCCUAGCUGGUUUCCCGUGAUCACCCCAGCACGUGCCCCAGUCCCAGCCGCAACCGAGCAGCUGCUCCAGCCCCCUCUUGCUCCAGCACUGCUCCCCUUUCAGGGCAAAGAUGCUGUUUCCGGGGAGGGGGGGGAAGUGCACACCUGGAACAGAACCAGCUUGGACCUGACCCUCAGGGCUGCUGCUCCAGCAACUUGGGACCCACCCUGAUAGGGCAGUGAUGGCCACUGAACAGAGAUGCUCCAGCAACCUGGCACCCACCCUGAUAGGGCAGUGACGGCCACUGAACAGAGGUGCUCCAGCAACCUGGCACCCACCCUGAUAGGGCAGUGACGGCCACUGAACAGAGAUGCUCCAGCUCUCACCUGGCUCUGGCUCCAGCCCCACCUCCUACCACUGCGACAGCUGCCACACACCCUGGGGAAGGCGCCACUCCUGCUCCUUUCAGCUUCGGCUCUCCCGCCAAAGCCGCGGGGCACAUGCAGACUGUGUAGGGACGCUCCUACACAGGGACACCACUUAAGACCGUGAGCGAUAACUGUUUCACCUAACUUCACAGAGACAGGAAAAGCUAAACAAAAUGAGAAGACAGAGGAAUUUGUUUCAAAUGAAAGAAGAAGAAGAAAAAAAACCCUGAGAAAACAGAACUGCCUGCAGCCAUACAGCCGGUCAUGUGCUCUCGGGAUUGUUACUCCAAGUCAGUGUCCUCUGUGUCCUCUGUGGUUCUCUACACAACCCAACUACCUACCAUCUAAGGGAAUUAGAAAAAGAAGAAGAAACAAAGCCCAAAGUCAGAAGGAAGAAAAUAAAGACCAGAGAGGAAACAAAAUAAAAACCAAAAAAAAAAAAGAAAAGAACAAUGAAACCAAGAGCUGAUUUUUUGAAAAGAUAAAAUUGAUAAGCCUGUAGUCAGACUGCAACGAAGAGUAGCCUCCACUGCUGCAACUAGAGAAAGCCAGUAUGCAGCAACAAAGAUCCAAUGCAGCCAAUAAAUAAAUAAAUACAUUUAUUUAAAAAAAAAAGAGAGAGAGAGAGAGAAAGCUAUCUAUAUAUGUCUUUAAAAAACAAAAACAAAAAACCCCUUUAGGCAGGUUGACCAAGAGAAAGAGAGGACCCAAAUAAAGUAAGAUAUGAAAGAGGAGAAAUUAAAACUGGUAUCACAGAGAUACAAAAAACCAUGAGAGAAUACUAUCAACAGUUACAUGCCAGUUACAUACCAAUAAAUUGGACAACCUAGAAGAAACGGAUACAUUUCUAGAAACACACAAUUUCCAAGAC